AACCUCAAUUGCAAUUGGUAAAUGUAAAUAUUAAUUACGUUUUGUGUACUCAAAAUUACACUAAAAUUAUUUUAAAGAAUUUUAUUGAAUUUACAUUGUAUUAAUUGAUUAAACUAUUAAUAAAUAUAUAUAAUAAAUAAAUAAAUAAAUAAAUAAUACAAGUAAAAUGGAUUAUUUUGUGACAAACAAUUCAUUGGCACCAGCUCCAAUGGGGAUUCAAAGUACAGCUGGUGCAGUACCAGUGAAAAAUGACAAAGGUCAAGUGUCAAUGAAAAAAGUAAAAGUACAUCGUUAUGUAUCUGGUAAACGUCCAGAAUAUGCACCAACAGCAAGUUCAGAUGAAUCAUCUGAAGAGGAUGAUUUUCUUGAUCGUAAAAAAAAUGAUACUGGUCGAGAUGAUGGUGAAGAUGAUGAUGAUGAUAAUAAUGCUGAUGAAAAAACAGAUGAUAAUACUGAACAAGAUGCACGUUUACGUCGUUUAACAAGACUAGAACGACAACGUGGUGAUCGUGCAUCUGAUGAUGAUGAUGAUAAUGAUGACGAAGAUGAUGAAGAUGAUGAUACAAAAAAUGUUGUAAUUCGUGCUGAAAGACAUCGUCGUGUUUAUGAAGCAGAAAUAAUUGAAGCAACUAUUGAACCAAUACCAGAAAAAUCUAAAAAAAGAAUUCAGUUAGAAAGUUCAGAUUCAUCUGAAGAAGAAGAUUUAUCUGAUACUGAAAUUGAAAGACGUAGAGAAGCAUUAAAAGCACGAGUAUUAUCUAAAAAAGAUCAUGAAGAAGAACAAUUGAUUGAAAAAGAUGAAGAACUUAAAUCAUCUAGUCCUGAAGAAAGUUCAGAGUAUGAAGAAUAUACUGAUUCUGAGGAAGAAGAAACUGGACCAAGAUUAAAACCAGUAUUUGUUAGAAGAAAAGACAGAGUUACAGUCAUUGAAAAGGAAAAAGAAGCUAUUCAACAAAAACAAAUUGAACUAGAAGCUAAAAAAAUGGCUGAUGAAAGAAAAAAACAAUCUAUGAAGAUGGUUGAAGAAGCAAUUAGAAAAGAAACAAUAAAAACAAGUGAAACCAGUACCAUUGAAGGUAAAAUUGAAGAUGUUGAUACAUCUGAUGAAAAUGAUGAGGUUCAAUAUGAAGCCUGGAAAUUACGAGAAAUGAAAAGAAUUAAACAUGAUCGUGAUGAACGUGAAGCAAUUGAAAGAGAAAAAUUGGAAAUUGAAAGACUUAGAAAUUUAACUGAAGAUGAAAGACGUCAAGAGUUGAGAUUAAAUCCAAAAACAGUUACAAAUAAAGCAGCCAAAGGAAAAUAUAAAUUUUUACAAAAAUAUUAUCAUCGUGGUGCAUUUUAUUUGGACAAAGAUGAUACAGUAUUUAAACGUGAUUUCUCUGGAGCAACACUUGAAGAUCAUUUUGAUAAAACUGUGUUACCAAAAGUAAUGCAAGUUAAAAACUUUGGAAGAAGUGGAAGAACAAAGUAUACACAUUUAGUUGAUCAAGAUACAACACAUUUUGAUUCACCAUGGAUAUCAGAGACAGCACAAAAUUUGAAAUUUCAUAAUAAUCAAGCAGCUGGUAUGAAACAAGUGUUUGAAAGACCAUCAUUAAAACGAGUUCAAAAGAAUUAAAUUAAAUUAUAAAUGUAGGUAAUAAGUGCUAUUUAUAAAUUGCAAUAAGCCUAUUUUAAUUAAUUUGUAAUUAUUAUUAAAUAAUAAUAUUAAUCAAUUUUUUAAAAAUCAACUAAUAAUUUAUUUUAAAUCAUUUCAAAUUGACCCAAAAAUUAAUUUAAUUAGGUUUUAUAUUUUCUGGUUGAUUGGAAUCAUGAUAAAAAUUAUAAUUAUGAUUAAUAAAAUGGUUAUAAUAAACAAAAACACA
Messenger RNA from Aphidius gifuensis, 1865 nucleotides. RefSeq names its product microfibrillar-associated protein 1 (gene Mfap1). The transcript is spliced from 3 exons. Lineage: Eukaryota; Metazoa; Arthropoda; Insecta; Hymenoptera; Braconidae. Gene Ontology annotation, biological process: mRNA splicing, via spliceosome. The coding region runs from base 167 to 1618 and encodes 483 amino acids. Gene Ontology annotation, molecular function: RNA binding. Gene Ontology annotation, cellular component: U2-type spliceosomal complex. The record is from RefSeq and is a predicted model, not a curated record.